GCAUCACCGACCACAGACAUGACAUCCGACACUUGCAGCUCCAGCGGGGAGAGUAUCAUGUCCGACCUGCCUUCGGAGAUGCUGGCAGCUCUGGACGGGAUCGAGACGACUGCCGCUUUCUCCUCCUUUGGGAAGUUCCCCGUGGUUGAUCCGGGGAUCCACGUUGCCGAUAUCGGCCAUAUCUACCUGCCCUUGAACCGCUCGCAGGCUCAACAGCUCAUCACAAAGGCCCAUCAAGCCCCCUAUGGCAAAGGGAGCGAGACCCUCGUCGAUACCUCGGUGCGCAAUACAUGGGAGUUGAACUCGGAUCAAUUCGAGCUGCGUCGACCCGACUGGAAUGCCCAUCUCAGGGAAAUCGCCGCCCGCGUGGCUCGAGACCUGGGAAUCGAGUCUCGUAUCUCGGUCGAAUUAUACAAGAUGUUGCUAUACGAAAAAGGUGCCAUGUUCAAGCCUCACACCGACACGGAGAAGGCCCCGGGGAUGGUCGCUACCCUGGUGAUCGGUCUGCCAUCUGCCCAUGAAGGAGGCGAGGUCGUGGUGAAACACCGUGGUCUCACGCAAUCCUUCAAACUGUCCAGCACCCAGUGCUCGUAUGCCAGCUGGUACUCCGACGUGGUGCACGAAGUGCUGCCGGUCACCUCGGGCUAUCGGUGGGUGCUCACCUACAACAUCACGCUGGAUGGUGCGCAAACUCAUCGCCCAACAAGACUUGCGCGCCCAGACGCGUUGUGCCUGUACAAGACAAUCAAGCACUGGGCUGAACAGGACGGAGAGCCAUCAGACCACUUCUGGUACAAGCUCGACCACGAAUAUACACAAGCCAGUAUCUCGCUGAAGGCGUUGAAAACGCGGGAUCUGGCAUGCGUGCAGACGCUGGACGAAAUCUCCACCAAGGUGCCCGUGGAUAUCUUUCUGGCUGUGCUAGAAAAGCAAGAGAUUGGGAGCUGUGCAUAUGAUACAUACGACUCUGGCCACCACGGCUAUCACCCGUUCGAGGAACUGAUUGACGCAAGCUAUGAGGUCAAAUCGUUGGUCGACCUGGACGGCAAUCAAGUGCUGAAAGGCAGGCGUCUGGACCCGAGUGAGAUUCUCCAGGCCGAUUGCUUUGAGGAUCUUCCGAUAGCGGAGGAAUACUACCAAGGCUACCAGGGAAAUUGGGGCCCAGAAGCAACUCAUUGGUACCGAGUGACGGCAGUGGCGAUCGUAGCUCGACACUCGACCCCGUCGUUUCUCCUAGGAUCGUUGGCGAAGGUCGUCAAUCCGAUUAUGGGGCCCGCCUGGGGUAGAGACGAUCAGAAGACCAUCAGCUGGGUUGUCGACUACUAUGCGAAACGCAUCAUAGACUCCGACUCUGAUACUUCCCUGCUGCAAAGCUUCAAAGAGCUGAUGUCGAUGAUUUGGAACAUGGAUGUCAAAACGCCCGAGCCACGGAGAGCCCCGUUCUUGGGGGAGGAUACCACGAUGCAGGUCCUCAAGGCCGCGGUCAGAACCCGAGAUGGGGCGUUUUUCAAAGAAUGCGCCCAGCGCCACCAUGGAAAGCUAUCAGAGGGAUUCUUCACAUGGGCUCAGGAGCAACUGGCCUCCGGACAGAUCACUCUCACUGAGGUCCAAGACGGAUUACGGGCUGCGGUCUUUGCCUACCCUCUGUUCAGGACCCGAUAUGCAGCAGUGGCGCGCUUGUUGCCUCUGAACAACCCGAUGCCGGAUGAAGUUCGCCGCUGGGUGCACGAGAUGAACGAUCAGUUACUGGAUCCUCAGGGGCAGCAACAGUUGGAAUACCAAGACGGGGUGUUCCUAGUACUUAUAGCCAGGGGAUAUUAUGGUGCCUCCUACGCCUUGACUCGCAUUUCCACGUUUAUCAACCACACGCGUCAGAAUCCCUGCUUUGUUAUCGGCGUGCUAUCUCGGAUGCAUGAAGAUGUGAAAUCCGGCCACCUGCCAGAAGCUGCAGGCAUGGCGAUCUUUCAGUCGACGGCACACAAGCUACUUAGCAGACUCAACAGUUCUAGUUUCAAUCUCACCGAAAGCCCACCACGUCCGACACGGAGACCAGACACCGUGGAAGCACGUUACCGACGGCGAUACGAAAGCAGCCGGCCCGCUGAACCAGAGCCAGCGAACCCGGCGAUUUUCGGCCCGCACUUCGCAAGCUUCGCCCGGGCCCUGAUCGACUACGAGGGGGAAGACAAUCUCAUCGACCGUCUGUGGCAGGGGAUCAUCUCGAGCGCCACAAGCAUAAGCGCUCCCACAUUCCAAGCACUGUGGCUCCCCUUUCUCCACGCGAUGAUCCCAUUCUACACCGACAACCCCGAACACCCUUCACGACCGCGCUUCCACCAAGUCAUCGCCACCCUCCUCAAGGCCUAUAUCACCACCUAUGUUGGCCCUCGCCCCGUCGAGGAUCCCUCCAACGUCCGGCCGCAGCAGGUCACCUGCUUCCUCCGCGAGAGGGGGGGAUGCAACCUCUGCCCUCAACUCAAUACCUUCCUACGCGAUCCCACCCGAACGGAGUGGAAAUGGUCUCUCUUCUCCAGCGAGAGGGCGCACAUUCAUCAGGUACUAGAUAUGGGAGGCGUGGCCUGCACGCACGUCACCGAUCGUUCGGUGUUCUCGAAUUCGAGCUACCAGGGUCUCGUCUUGACGAAGACCUUUCCCCACGCGGCGCAGACCCAAAGAGCCUGGGCGCAGCGGAAAGCCGAAGCGGGCAGGAAAUUGCAUGAAUUCCGUCCGGCGGAUCUGCGGGCCGCGCUGGGGCCAAAGUAUUGGGAUAUCGUGGAGAUGCGCUGUCUGGAGACGCCAGGUAGGCAGGCUGUGGGUCAGGGUGUGGAGGGUACAACGAGUGCCACGACCGCCCGAUCCCACCCACAGCGACAGGAUCGGUACGCAGGUUCCAGUUCCUCGGUACUGCGCAAAAAGAGGAGCGCCGCUGAGGCCGAGAUUGUGGACCUUACGGGGGAUUAUUGAGACGAUGGGUUUACGGUUUAAGCUGCGGGCCAGACGGUUGGAGUGAAGUAAGAAAUGAUCCUUUUGUAUGCUAGACCAUGCAUGGCUAUGUCAAGGGCUUGGUGCGGUAAACACCUUUCGAAUAGAGCAGCAUGCUGGCUGUUGCUUGUGUAGGGCUACGCGAUUGCACUGCCUGGAAAAUUGACUAAGUUAGGGUUGG
Messenger RNA from Aspergillus saccharolyticus JOP 1030-1, 3163 nucleotides. Its product is annotated as 2OG-Fe(II) oxygenase. The record is from RefSeq and is a predicted model, not a curated record. Bases 19 to 2964 code for a protein of 981 amino acids. NCBI's taxonomy places the organism in Eukaryota, Fungi, Ascomycota, Eurotiomycetes, Eurotiales, Aspergillaceae. The transcript has 6 exons.